UCCUCAUUGCACACCACUAACCUUCUAUCUUUAACUCCAACCAUUAAAAAAGUUGCUGCUGCAACCUCGGCUUCCCCUCCUCAUCACAGAGCUCCGGCGAUGGGUUCCACGGCGGAGGAACAGUCAACCAUAGCUUCCUCCAUCUCCGACGACGACCAACAACACCAACACUUCGCUUACGCUAUGCAAUUGGUUACCUCAUCAGUUCUGCCGAUGACACUCCAAGCAGCCUUCGAGCUGGGAUUGUUUGAGAUCUUGGCCAAGGCCGGCAAUGGGGCCGAGCUGUCUCCGACUGAGAUAACCGCUAAGAUAACCACCUCGAACCCGGAUGCGGCGUCGAUGAUCGAUCGGAUCCUGAGGCUUCUGGCGACCCACUCGGUGGUGGGAUGCUCUGUGAUCAUUGAUGAAAAUGGGAAUCAGCAGAGAUUGUAUAGCCUUACGCCGGUGGCUAAGUAUUUUGUUCUCGAUGAAGAUGGCGUGUCAUUGGGUGCUUUGUUAUCGAUGAUUCAAGAUAAAGUCUUUCUCGAGAGCUGGAGUGAGCUGAAGAAUGCUGUGAUCGAAGGAGGAAUUCCAUUCAAUAGAACCCAUGGAGGAGUUCAUGCCUUUGAAUACCCUCGCUUGGAUCAAAGAUUUAAUCAAGUUUUUAACAACGGAAUGAUAAAUCACACCACCAUGGUCAUCAAGGUAGUUGUCGAGUCCUACAACGGCUUUGCAAACCUCAAGCAACUAGUUGAUGUUGGUGGUGGCCUCGGAGUCACCCUUAAAAUCAUCACGUCUGCAUACCCUUCAAUCAAAGGUAUCAACUUCGACUUGCCUCAUGUUAUUGAAGAUGCACCAUUCUAUCCAGCAGGUGUAGAACACGUGGGAGGAGACAUGUUUGAGAAAGUUCCAAAGGGAGAUGCUAUUUUCAUGAAGUGGAUACUUCAUGAUUGGAGUGACGAGCAUUGCGUGAAGCUGUUGAAAAAUUGCUACUUGUCCAUCCCGGACGACGGAAAGGUAAUCGUGAUGGAGGGAGUGGUUCCGACGGUGCCGGAGACGACAGCUGCAGAGAAAGCCAUCAGCCAAGGCGAUUUGCUUAUGAUGACUCAAAACCCAGGAGGAAAGGAGCGUAGUCGCGAUGAGUUUAAAGCCCUCGCAACCAAAGCUGGCUUUAAACACAUCAAAUUCAUCUAUUUCCUAUGCAAUUUUUGGAUCAUAGAGUUCUUGAAAUGAACUUAUAUGUCUACUUCUUCACGUUUGUAUUGCCUUUUAAGUGCUUGUCUAUUGGUACUGUUUUCAAUAUUUUGUUUAGAAUGUCGGGAAAAACAAUA
Cucurbita moschata (crookneck pumpkin) is the source of this 1310-nucleotide messenger RNA. Its product is annotated as caffeic acid 3-O-methyltransferase-like. Gene Ontology annotation, molecular function: S-adenosylmethionine-dependent methyltransferase activity; protein dimerization activity; O-methyltransferase activity. The record is from RefSeq and is a predicted model, not a curated record. The transcript has 5 exons. Bases 100 to 1212 code for a protein of 370 amino acids. NCBI's taxonomy places the organism in Eukaryota, Viridiplantae, Streptophyta, Magnoliopsida, Cucurbitales, Cucurbitaceae. Gene Ontology annotation, biological process: methylation.